This is a messenger RNA of Pyrenophora tritici-repentis Pt-1C-BFP, 1506 nucleotides long. Lineage: Eukaryota; Fungi; Ascomycota; Dothideomycetes; Pleosporales; Pleosporaceae. The record is from RefSeq and is a predicted model, not a curated record.
AUGGAAGACUUGCAACAGGUCGAAAAGCUGGAGUCACAUCUGCAUAGACUGGUGGACAAGACGCGGAAGAAGCGUGACAGUGUCGAUGAAUUGAGGCACCAACUUAGGCGAGCCACCAAUGAAGCGAUGCAAUACCAGAGGGAAUGCAGCAAACAUGCCAUAUACUACUCUAGGAGCCAAUGCUUGCACUUGGCCAACUUGAUGCAGCAGAAACUUCCCGCGGAGCUACGCGAUAUGAUAUACGAAUUUCUGGUUGUGGAAGACCGUCCUAUCUAUGUUGGGCCAUAUUAUCAUCUACGUACCUACCAUGGACAUAAUCUUAAUCCACCUCCGCCAGACGAGUUGUCGCCUGAGGAGGAAUUGAUCGUGAGAGAAUUGCGUCUUAAAAACACAGAAGCUUUGGAUGUCGACAGUGACGGCGUAAGCCCAGAACUCACCGAACGCAUCCGGAAGCUAGAUCUCACCUAUUCCAACGAGUGCACCAACCAGAAUGGCGGCCAAACCACCCUUCCAGAUGGACGUGUAAAACAAGUACACACCUACCAUCCACCUGAGGACAUGGUGCUUCCCAGCAGUUACUUGCUGAACCCCAGAUACUUUGGGCCUGCGAUGUCAGCUGAGAUACAGAAGGUGUAUUACACGCAAAACACGUUUUCCAUAUGCAGCAUUGAACAAGCGAUACGCAACUUUGGAACUCUCCACUCGGGCUAUUACAUGCAGACGUGGGAGAAAGACGGCAGGCCACGAGAGGUACCAGACGACUUAAAGCUGCAGCCGCUAUUUUACCCUGUAAAUCACGUCCGCGACCUCCAAAUCCGCGUCAAGUGUGAGCAAUACCAGCCGAACGUCUAUGACCCGUGUGCAUACGAAAACCUGCAGCUUUUUCUGCGCCAAAUCUGGUCGAACAUAUCGAAACUCGAUCUGUUCGUGGGACGUGGCUUGCCAUUUGGAACGAGGAUUGAGAUCGUUCUCAUGACCCAGUUCGGAGAUCUUGGGGAUGACGACAACCGUAUGUACGCUGAAUGCGCAUAUGUCAACUUCCUGCAAUGCAUUAGGAACAUGGUCUACAAGUUGAUGUAUGACCAUGACGACGUCUGUGUCACGGUCACGCAUCAUGAUGAACACAACCUCCCACUGCAACUAGCGCCGGAUAUCACGGGGGUGUUUGCACUGACCAAAGAGCGAUGGGAAUAUGAAAAGUCUUUCCGCAGGGGACUAGGAGACGAUGUCGACAAGUUCUAUGUAGUGCCCGCUUGGCGGGACCAAGAGCGGGAAGAGUUUGUUCAUGGGUACGAUUUUGAUGAGAUUGGGCAGUAUAUUCGGGAGCGUUGGGGUCUGGAAGAUGCAUUCGAUAGAGCGACUACGCACGAAAUUAGAGAAGGGAGGUAUUGGCCCAGACCCGUUCAAGCUGACAGAGGGGCUUAGUGAAAAUGGCUCAGCGCGGAAGGUCCAUACGAGGGGAGGAUGAUGACGUAGUGGAUGUUAGUAGAAGGGGAUUUUAUUCAG